GGCGGCUGGACGCGAGGCGCAGCAAGUGCCGCAUCCGCCUGGGCGGCCGCAUGGAGCGCUGGUGCCGCCUCAAGGAGCGGCUGGGCUUCGCGCUGCACUCGCAGCUCGCCACGUUCCUGCUGGACCGGUACCUGUCCUCGAGCUGCACCUUCUGCGCAGGUCCGGAGCCUCUGUCCCCCAAGAGUCUGCAAUGCCUGGUGCUCCUGUGCCACGCGCAUAGCCGCGAGUGUGGCCUGGCACCUGAGCUCCGGGCGCCUGCGGGCCGCGGGGCACUGGUGUGGGAGUGCUCGGCGGGCCACAGCUUCUCCUGGGAGCCCCCCCUGAGCCCGGCGCCUGCAGGGGCCCCCAAGCAGGCCUGGAGGAGUGGGCAGGAGCCUGCAGGUCAGGAGCUGGAGCGUGAUGGGGCCACUCUGGAAGCCCGGCUGCCCAGGGGGGUGGGACCCCGACCAGAGACCUUCCCACCCCCAAGAGAGGAAGAGGAUGAGGAAGAGGAGAUGCUGAGCGAUGCCAGCCCGUGGAGCUACAGCUCGUCCCCGGAUGACGGCGAGCCAGAUGUGCCCAGACCACCCACAGCCCCUGCCGCCUGCACAUCCGAGGAUGGGGACACAGCGGCGGUCCCCACUUCUCCUGCCGAGCUGUCCCCGGCAGCAUCCCCGCCGCACCCCAAAGCGCCCCCGACCUCAGAAGCUGAGGUCCAGCCGGACCCCGGGGGGACCCCACAGGCAGAGCCUCUGGCCAGCCCCGGGAGUCAGGCCCUGUCCACUCCAGCCCUGGCCUGGGAUGAGGACACUGCACAGAUUGGGCCCAAGAGAAUCCGGAGAGCUGCGAAAAGAGAGCUGACGCCCUGCGAUUUCCCCGGCUGCGGCAGGGUCUUCUCCAAUCGGCAGUACCUGAAUCACCACAAGAAGUACCAGCACAUCCACCAGAAGUCCUUCUGCUGCCCGGAGCCGGCCUGCGGGAAGUCCUUCAACUUCAAGAAGCACCUGAAGGAGCACGUGAAGCUGCACAGUGACACCAGGGACUACAUCUGCGAGUUCUGCGCCCGCUCCUUCCGCACCAGCAGCAACCUGGUCAUCCACAGGCGCAUCCACACGGGGGAGAAGCCCCUGCAGUGUGAGAUAUGCGGGUUCACCUGCCGCCAGAAGGCCUCCCUGAACUGGCACCGGCGCAGGCAUGCGGAGACCGCGGCGGCCCUGCGCUUCCCCUGCGAGUUCUGCGGCAAGCGCUUCGAGAAGCCAGACAGUGUGGCGGCUCACCGCAGCAAAAGCCACCCGGCCCCGCAGGCGUCCCUGGGCACCUCCGAGCCCUGUGUUGCUGUCCCCGCCUCUGAAGUCCUGGCGUCCCCGGAGGGGUCCAGGCCCCUCCCUGCCCCACAGGCUCCCGCCUCACUCCCUCAGCAGUGAGUGUUUCCAGCCUCAGCAGACCAGGGGCCGUGGACAAGGGAGAGGCCCAGGGAGACGCCGCACACCGGCCCUAGGAGCUGCCCAUGCAGGAGGACAGGGCAGGGCGGGCUGCGGGGGCGGGACUGCCUGCCUCCUUGAAGGGAGGAAUAAACAGAGUAUUUCACACGG
Messenger RNA from Chinchilla lanigera (long-tailed chinchilla), 1571 nucleotides. RefSeq names its product zinc finger protein 692 (gene Znf692). Gene Ontology annotation, molecular function: chromatin insulator sequence binding. The record is from RefSeq and is a predicted model, not a curated record. Gene Ontology annotation, cellular component: chromosome; kinetochore. NCBI's taxonomy places the organism in Eukaryota, Metazoa, Chordata, Mammalia, Rodentia, Chinchillidae. Gene Ontology annotation, biological process: regulation of transcription by RNA polymerase II.